GAUCUGCGGUCCUCUCCAUUCACUUCAUCCCUGCAUGACAGAGCCUCGAUAAACGCUCCAUUCCAGCUUUUCCAUUCUCUUCCAGCUUUCCCCUGCUGACAAAACAGACCCCUCAACACCCGUCAUCAACAUCCCCAGUUCAGGUAUCAGCUCCCAGAUCUACACAGUGGGUGUCAUCACCGGGCACCACCUCAUCCUGCUGCCGUGAGAUGCCUUCUGCAGAAAGACAUUCACCAACGUCAAACUCAGCUGGUCCCAACCGUAGUAAGAAAAAAAAAAAAAUAAAAAAAUCCCCAAACCCAAGGAAAAAAAAAAAAAAAGAUCUUCCAAACUGUCCUGCGAAGGGCGACACCUCCCUGGGCAUUAUUCGACGGCAGCCACAGGCCAGCGAAGCCGGGGGUUUCGGGCACGGAGCAGCCCCGACAGGCGAGGCAGGCGGACCGCGGCAGGGCCGGCUCAGCCUCACGGGGCCCCCACGGCCCUGCGCCGCUCCUCGCCUCCUCAGCGCGGCCGGCCGGGCCCCUCCGUCCGCGUCGGGGGCAGGGAGGCGUUGUUGGACGGUGGACCUGCCCGCCGCCCGAGCGCCGGCUCCCCUUUUCUUUCUUUCUUUUUUUUUUUUUUUUUUUUCCCUUUUCUUUUCCUUCCUUUCCCGCCGGCGGCGGCCCCGCGGUGCCUCCCGGCGCGGGCGCGCGGUGCGUUCGUUACCUGGCGCUCGGCGGCGGCUCCUUCCUCACCUGUGCGCGCCUCUGCCAAUGGCAGCGCACCUGGCGGCCGCGCCGCCCAAUCAGCGCGCGGCUCGUCCCUCUCCCCGCUCCUUUAGUGAAAGAAUCCAGCGCUGCUCGGGAAAAGUUACCUGUGCGCGCCCGGCCCGGCCGCUCUCCCGUGCCGAGCCCCGCCGGCGCCCCAGCCCCGCCGCUCCCCACAUGCCAGGGGGAGGGGGCUCUACCUGUCCUGCCUCGGCGGCUGGCUGUGGAGCCGGGAGAGGGGGGGAAGGAAAGCAGAAUUACCAGUAGCUCUGGUUCUGCCGUCCCGGGCGUUCACACGCACACCUUCACCUGCACAGACCUGAAAGUCCAGUUCCGCCAGGCAGACGGAGGCACCGGGAAAAGGGGAGAGAGUUCAUUGGAUCAAACAUGUCACAAGAGACGGACAAUAACAAGCGACUUGUGGCCUUAGUGCCAAAUGACACUUCAUUCAACACCAGACGAGCCUACACCAGUGAAGAUGAAGCCUGGAAGUCGUAUUUGGAGAAUCCCCUAACAGCAGCUACCAAGGCUAUGAUGAGCAUAAAUGGUGAUGAGGACAGUGCUGCUGCUCUUGGCCUAUUGUAUGACUAUUAUAAAGUUCCCAGAGAUAAAAGGCUGUUGCCUGUUAACAAAGUGAGUGAUAAUCAAGAAGACCAAGAUAAAAGAAAUUGUCUUAAUACCACAGAAGCUCAGAAUAACUUAAGUGGGGGAGAGAACCGUGUGCAAGUCCUGAAGACAGUGCCAGUUAACCUUUCCUUGAACCAAGAUCCUUUGGAGUCAUCCAAAAGGGAAUACAACACCAAUGUGUCUGGGAGCUCAACACCCAUCACAGGGUCUGCAGUGACUGUGGUUAAAGCAGAGGAAUUCACCCCUGUUUUUAUGACCCCACAAACACACUAUGCAAGAGGAGAAAAUGAGGAGCACCGAGGUGUUAUCUUUGAACCAUAUGAAGUGUCCAACAUUGCUCCCCACACAAAUUAUCUGAAAGAUGAUCAGCGCAGUACUCCUGACAGUACCUACAGUGACACCUUCAAAGAUGGAGGAACAGAAAAGUAUCGGAGUGUGUCAGUGGGGGCUGAAGAAUAUAUUUAUGAACAAACAAGCAGCACUUUUCAGUAUACACUAGAAGCUACCAAGUCUCUGCGUCAGAAGCAAGGGGAGGGACCCAUGACCUACCUGAACAAAGGACAGUUCUACGCCAUCACCCUGAGUGAGACGGGUGACAACAAAUGCUUCCGGCAUCCUAUCAGCAAAGUCAGGAGUGUGGUCAUGGUUGUUUUCAGUGAGGAUAAAAACAGAGAUGAACAGCUGAAAUAUUGGAAGUACUGGCAUUCCCGGCAGCACACAGCUAAACAGAGAGUCCUUGACAUUGCUGAUUACAAGGAGAGUUUUAAUACCAUUGGGAAUAUUGAAGAAAUUGCAUUCAAUGCUGUGUCCUUUACUUGGGAUGUCAAUGAGGAGGCAAAGAUUUUCAUCACAGUGAAUUGCUUGAGCACAGACUUCUCCUCACAAAAAGGAGUAAAAGGGCUUCCUUUGAUGAUUCAGAUCGAUACUUACAGCUACAACAACCGCAGCAAUAAACCUAUCCACCGAGCCUACUGCCAGAUCAAGGUUUUUUGUGACAAGGGAGCAGAAAGGAAAAUCCGAGAUGAAGAGAGAAAGCAGAACAGGAAGAAAGGCAAAGGCCAGGCAUCCCAAGCCUCAUGUAAUAAUGCAGCUGAAGGGAAGUUGAGUGCACUCCCUCUGCAGAAAAAGAGUGAUAUCACCUUCUUCAAAACAAUGGCUGACCUGGAUUCCCAGCCUGUUCUCUUCAUACCGGAUGUUCACUUUGGAAACCUACAAAGAACUGGACAGGUUUACUAUAAUACAGAUGAUGAGAGAGAAGGUAGCAGUGUCCUGGUCAAAAGGAUGUUCCGGCCUGUGGAGGAAGAGUUUGGUCCUUCCCCUUUGAAACAAAUCAAAGAAGAAGGUCUGAAAAGAGUGCUUUUGUAUGUAAGGAAGGAGACAGAUGAGGUGUUUGAUGCUUUGAUGCUGAAAUCACCCACAGUGAAGGGGCUAAUGGAAGCUAUCUCUGAGAAAUAUGGGCUGCCAGUUGAAAAGAUUGCAAAACUUUAUAAGAAGAGUAAAAAGGGCAUCCUGGUAAACAUGGAUGACAACAUUAUUGAGCACUACUCCAACGAGGACACAUUCAUCCUGAACAUGGAGAGCAUGGUUGAAGGCUUCAAGAUCACACUGACAGAGAUCUAGCCUCAAGCAGAGCCAUUUUGUAAGGAACCACAGCAUUUCAUCCUUCUUGGAAAGCAGAUUCCCCGUAAACUUGACAGACAUUGAUCAGAGAAACUGUUACAAGACUGCAUUGAAAAUACUGUCCAUUCUGCACAUCUGCACCCACUGCAGAUAGACUUGGGUUUGUCAAGCAUAAGGCCAUUCACAGUAACCUGGUCCCUUAUUUAUUGUUCCUCACUCUCUAGCGUACAAGCAGUUACCAGCCCCCAGAUUUGUAACCAGAUGACCCACUGCAAAUGUGAAAUGCAGCAUUUUAAUCCAUACUUCAGUGUGGAUAAGCUCCUUCUAAAACACAUUCAGUAACUAUGCUGGUCUAAUUUCAGAAAUCUGAUAUGAAUCACUUUACCAGUAGUUGUCUCUGUCAUUGCUAAAAAUCUGUUGCAGUGCUAAAGAUGGGCAAAGUGGCUGACAGUUCACUUGCUCAGACUGAUCCAUAUUUCUCUCUACUGUAUAGUCUUGCCAAAUACCUCUGGUAGUUCUCAGCAUGUAGCAAUGAGGACUUGUAAGUAAGGCAUUCAGCUACAAAUGUCACUUGUAAGUAAAUGGUAAAGGAACCAUUUUAACCUUGUAUAUAAUGUUUAUAAUAUGCAAUAAUAUAUUUUAACUACUGUAUGUGGGCAUGUUUACUGCCACUAUGUUUUUGUAUGUAUUUGGUUUAGGGUUUAAUAGAAUCUUUCCUAGAGGAUUAAAUUGCUGCAACCUGUUAAAGAGUGUGUGCUGAGAAGCUGAUAAGUGAAUCUGGACUCAUAUGCUCCAUCCUUGCUCACGCAAUUGUAUAUUGAAAUAUUAGAGCAGACUGCUACUGGGUCUUGGAUGCUCUGGCACAAUGGGGUCCACCUUAAGUGCCCGAGUCCCAGCUGUAGAUACCCGAGUCUCCCAUCCAGCUGUAAGAAAAUCCAAGAGACACCGUGUGUCUGCUGCCUGGUUUGCCAAGAGGUACAGAAGGGACUUCUUCUUGAUCGUCUUCCUUUGGUGAAGCGGAGGCUCCUAAAGGGUUUUUUUCUCAAGCCCGUGGUGGGAAGGUUCUUUCUGCAGCAGCCUGUGCAUCAAAGCAUUCCUCUAGACUGUAAGAAACAGGACUUCACUCUUCCUUUUAAGUGUAUUUGCUCUUGUAUUUCCAUUGAAUGAUUAAGUUGUGAUUCCUAGGACACUUGGGUGACAUAUAAGCCUGGGCUUGAUGUAAAUAUUUUAUCAAAACUGGAACAAUUUUUCCACUGGAGACUGAGUAUCCCACAACUGAGGAGUGGAGAUUGGUCUCUCUCUCAAGGGCUGCAUCUGAACCCAAGUUGAACUACAUGGUUAUUCCAUCAAAUUCCAUGCCUGCCUUACGAAUUCUGUGAAGAGAUAAAGUUGUGCAGGCUAAAAUUAUACCAGGAAAGAGGUUCGAGGCCUGAAUGUCCCUAUGACCUCCAAACCCAGCAUCUCUCUCUCUAUUCCAGCUCCUCUGGCUGUUGUGAAGAGCUCCUCACUUAGCAUAUAAUUCCGUGAGUUUCAGUUCCAUUUUAUUCUCUACCACUGUACAUGGAUCCUAUGUGACAGACACAAGUGGGGGUCCUUUCCUACAUGCAGCCUAUAGAGUUUAUUCUUUUCCUUCUAAAACCUUUUCUUGUUUAGUCACACAGCCUUUAUUAUUUGGUGGUUAAUGGCAGAAAGAAACACUGCCAUGUGUAACGGGGCUCAUGUGUGGAGCUAUUUACAUUCAAGCAAAGUAGCUGGGAUAACUGACCAGUCUAAUUUGGCCAUAUCUGCAUGAAUUGUCCUGUAAGUUCAUGCACACAUUCUUAACUUCAUUAGCAGUAGCAUCCCAUUAAAAUCUCUUCCUUUAAUAGAAAUGUUAAGUACAUGUCAAGGUUUCUGUGGGACCAGAAACUAUAAAAGGUUCAGGGUGAUAGCAUCAGCACUAACAUACCCAGAAUUCACAUAUGCCUGUAAAGCAAAGUGUGUAUUCUGUCUUUCUCCUGCCCUUUUCUUUUGUCAUGCACUCUUUCCCCUUCUGAUGCAGAGUUCUGUUGUAAUUUCCUUAACUUUAUAUAAAAAUGCACUCCAAUGAAGAUGCUCUUGCUGUGCUGCUCAAGAGCAAACAAUCUGGGAAUACAAGAGAUUUAUGAUUGUUCAGUUUGUUUCUACUUGGCUCAGACUGAGAUAAAAAUUUAUGCUGACUUAUCCCAGAUAUUUUUUUCUUAAAGAAAAAAAGAGGACAGUUGGUACAGGAGGCAUUAGGAACUGGGACCAGCACACAGGACUGGUGAGCAAUACUGUUAGUUCUUGUAUUUCUCUGUUGGUGUUUGGAAUCCUCAGAAUAUCAUCUGGGAUCACUCAGCUGGUCAAGAUGUCUGGGCAGAAGCUGCAGGUGAAGCAAAGGAGUAAAUAUAUGCAGGAGUUGAGCCCUAGUUCUGCCCCCAACAAACCAGCUGUCCAAGGGAAUACUUGGGACUGGCCUGGGUUGGAAAGUGCUACAUUCAGAAAGACCAGUGAGAAUUUAGGGAUCACAGAGAAGGACAGGUAGUCCUGGCAGCACCAGCACUCAGGUAAUGGGAUGGUUUUGUCUUACAUUUGGGUCAAGAUGAGCUGAGAUCUGUUGGGUGCUGCAGCAUCCUGUGAUGAGGAGCAGUGUAGGAUCAGUGAGAAGUGCAAUGCUCCAGGAAUACUGGGGCUUAAGGAGCUAUCUUCCCAUUGUCAUUUUAGGAGCUUUCAGUCAGCCACUGUCCAGGAAAGGAAAGUAGCUUCCAAGAUUACCUGAAAGAUAUUCUAAAUACAUCUUAGUGUGCAAAUUCCUGAUAGUAAAAAGCUAAUACUCCUGCCUUUAGUUCCUUUGUACAGUCUCAGUGAAGUUAUCAGGAAGAUGCUUAGAUUGGUGGAAAGAUUAUUCUAAAACAACAAUUAGAGCUAGGUAAGGAUGAUCACUCUUUGCUGUAUCUGCCAGGGUCUGAGGACUUUGUUUCUCUGCUCCAGAUGCAGGUGCAUCACAAGCACUGAGUAUCCAUGCUGCACCCCUUCAGUUGUAGUUAUAGCAUCAACUGCUGGAGGAGCACUAAACCUUGGAUGCUGGUUGUGGCAAGCUGCAAACUCUCAGGGUUCACCUUGUUGGUCCAAAUCAGCCCAUCAGAGUGGUGGGCAAAAGGGCAAGAGUGGUAGGAGUAAUGCAAACUUCUGAAGCAGUGGCUGCCUUGUGCCCUGCUUGACUCAGAUAUCCUGAGGAGUACUCCGUGCUUUCAUGUAUAUUGUUUAAAAUAUGCAUGUUGCUUUUGUUUGAUAAAAAAUAUUGAUUAAUGCUGGAUCUUCCAAAUAUUAUGAGUGAAAUGGAAGUAAGAUUUGGCUACUGUUCAGCAGGGGACAGGAAUAUCUGCCUUGCCUCCUUUUGUCUCUUUGUGGCACUGCUGUGGUUGUUUAUUUAAAGGAACAAAAUUCUCAUUUCCUUCUCUUCUUGAAGACAGCAAUCUCAAAUCUUAACUAGUGCAGCCUGAAGAGUGGCUUGCUGCUCAGUGCAUUUUCCCUAUGAAGAGUUAUAGCAGUGCAGUGUCUGUAGAUGUUAUGUUUUGAAAGACUCUAGACAGAUGUACAAAAGGAAAACAGUCUUCUAAUUUUGGUUCCUGCUGCAGAUUUGGCACUUUGUCCGUCCAUUUGAUAUUUUAUUAUGAAAUCCCAUUCAAAUUCUCAAAUUCUAGUUCUUUCUCACAGUCAGGUGCUGAUAUUCCCAAAAUAAAGUGCAUCCCUUGAGUGAAGCUUUGUGGAUGUACGAUGAUCACCCCAUCAAGACAUUUUGGAGAAUUUCUAAUACUGAGUGUAAACUACAAAGAAAAGAAUGUUUUUUUUCAUGUGUGUCCUCUCUCACAAAGUUUUUGGUCAAUGGAAUUCAGAGAUCAAAUGUAUUUCUUACAUAUUUAUCUCUUUCGUUCUAUGAAUUGUUUAAAUGUAAAUUAAUUCAAACAAUUAGUAAAAUCUAAACUCUCUAGCUGUCAGAGAUGCUGUAUAUUGAUUGAAGUGGAACUGGAAAGGAGUAUCUUAUGACUUAUAAAAUGUAAAGCUUAUUAAAUGUUUAUAUGCUCUUCCAUUUCCUAUUAAUUGAGACAAGAUACAAACAAGAAUGUUUGUGCCAAAGAUUGUGACAAGCCGUCUUUCUGGCAAACAAGGAAACUUAAUGUAUAAAUAGUGUGCUUUUAUAUUAAGAAUAUAGCUCAUGUAACUUAAUAGUGUUGCAACUGGGAGAGGGGUUUGAUAAGCUGUAAAUACAGUUAUUUUAUUUUUUGUACAUUUUUAAGAAGGAAAAAAAAUAAAUAUUCUUAUGUAUGAGAUAAUAUUUC
Motacilla alba alba is the source of this 7333-nucleotide messenger RNA. It is a transcript of the gene GRHL2, whose product is annotated as grainyhead like transcription factor 2. Gene Ontology annotation, cellular component: nucleus. NCBI's taxonomy places the organism in Eukaryota, Metazoa, Chordata, Aves, Passeriformes, Motacillidae. Gene Ontology annotation, molecular function: RNA polymerase II cis-regulatory region sequence-specific DNA binding; DNA-binding transcription activator activity, RNA polymerase II-specific. The record is from RefSeq and is a predicted model, not a curated record. Gene Ontology annotation, biological process: brain development; neural tube development; regulation of transcription by RNA polymerase II. The coding region runs from base 1134 to 2993 and encodes 619 amino acids. The transcript is spliced from 16 exons.